Molecule: messenger RNA, 1556 nt
Organism: Prorocentrum cordatum
Lineage: Eukaryota; Dinophyceae; Prorocentrales; Prorocentraceae
Source: the annotation of a GenBank genome assembly
CCUCGCACGUUUUUUUGUGCUGUCUUUCUCUUCCCUCCCUUGCGAUUGAUCCACGGCAGCCUUGGUGGCUGCAGCCGUGUCUCGACACUGCUCGCAUAUCUCUAGAUCACAGGUCGUACAAAUCAACAGCCGCUCACCGGCGCGAACAGGGCUGCCACAAUACUUGCAAACACAUUUGCCCGAAUUGCUGGUUACAUGCCGUUUGCGGCCAUGCACUCUGGGGCAAUUGAAUUGGAAGUCAAGCCGCAGAACUGGUUCGCAUCAUCAGGAACGCGGCCAUGACGACUCACAGCCACAUGUGCUCGGACUGGUGGAGGCACAAGGGGAGCAUCAGUUGGAGCACGAGGCAUAUCAGAGAGAUUGGCGAGAGCUUGCCAAGCCUCUUUCGGAGAUCGUCCAACAGGUUCAAUGGGUUGGCGCCAGUAGUGUACUUCAUCAUGCCAAGAGGGUCCUCGCAGCAGCUGGGGCGAAGCUAUUUCGCACUAGAGCAUAGCCAGUGAACAAACUGCAAACGGCGCUUGUCACUCAGGGCCGCGUACUUGUUCACGUAGUCGGCCAAGGCAUCCGAGGGUUGAGAAUCAGCUCUAGGGUAACCAUCGGCAUGAGCAGGAAUGUCAGGAAGAUAUUCAGCGCGAAGAAGUUCGCGAAGAUCAGCGGCACGAACAGGGACAGCACAAACACGUGACAUACACGAGGUAGGUUGCACGCCAAGGGAUGGCGAAGAAGAGCAGCGCGAAAGAGAAUAGUGAGGACUGAUCGGGGUAGCGACAAGUUCGGUAGCCGAUUCCGCUACUUCUGCAGGUAGCAUUUCUGACAACACCAGGACGCGUCGUGGUUUGGGUAAAAGCACAUUGGUCAACUGCACCAACGAUUCUUCUACAGUUAGAAGGCGCUUGCGCAACACCCGCAGAGAAUCUUCAGAAACAUGGCCACGACGCUCGGCAGUGACGCCACGAUACUGCUUCUAAGGGUCGACAGGAGCACGAAAAAGGACUUCAGGAGAAGAAACACCGGCAGCCCAGGAAUCAGGGGAAUAGAGCGGGUCAGGGCCAACACUGUCGCCACACUUGGCGGCGCAGACGGUAGCAGCACGAAGAGCUACAAGUCCAACUUCAUGUUUGGCACGAUUCGCAAUCCGACGGGUACGCAUAGCAGCCUUGUCAGAGAAAUCAUGAGCACAAUCACGAACAGCAGAAUGAGCGGCAUGUCUAGCGAAAUGAUGAGGAAUUCCAGAUGAGGCGUCAUGAUACCCAUGAACUUGCAUGGAAUGAACAACUUGCUUUGCAGAUGUAGUCAUCCACGGGGGCCCAGAAACCUAUGUUUCACCAUUGUCAGCGCGAGGGCAAACAAACCCGCGAGCACGAGCACGAGCACCACGCACAAGAGCUGGAGCCGAAUGCUUGUGCACCGGAGUCACCACAACAUGGCGGUGGACGCAAUCAAAACACUGCAAGCAGAGGGCUUGAACCAAAAUGGCUACGUAUCAGCGUUGACUCGCUCUUGCUGGAUGCUGGGUCAGAACCCCUCGGAGGGUAUAGGCACUGGUGACCCUCGCC